Ichthyophthirius multifiliis is the source of this 2583-nucleotide messenger RNA. RefSeq lists its product as hypothetical. The transcript has 2 exons. NCBI's taxonomy places the organism in Eukaryota, Ciliophora, Oligohymenophorea, Hymenostomatida. Gene Ontology annotation, biological process: monoatomic ion transport; transmembrane transport; intracellular signal transduction. The record is from RefSeq and is a predicted model, not a curated record. Gene Ontology annotation, molecular function: monoatomic ion channel activity. Gene Ontology annotation, cellular component: membrane.
AUGUUAAAACUCGACUCAAUGUUAGAGCAUCAUGUUACAUUAAUAAUAAUGGCUAUAAUAACAUUAUAUGCUUUAUUUGGUGAUGACAUUAGGGUAUUAGUAACUGAUAAAAACGGUGACAAAAUAUUUUGGAUUCUAAAUAUUAUUUGUAUGUGUGUUUUUUUUAUUGAAAUUAUUCUUGCGUGUUUCGCAAAACCAGAUUAUUUUAACAGUUUUUUCUUUUAUUUGGAUCUCAUUUCUACCGUGUCUCUAAUUUUCGAUAUUGGAUGGAUUUCAGAUUCUAUUUAUAAUACUUAAGACUCAAACCCUGAUCUCUCUUCUUCUGGUUAGGGCUCCAGAAAUCCCUCUUAAAUAGCCCAAGCAGGUAAAACAUCAAGAGUAGGUACCAAAGCUUCCCGAAUAGUAAGAAUUGUGAGGCUUAUUAGGUUAGUAAAAUUAUAUAAACAUGCUCAAACGGCAUUAAAAUAAUAAGAAAAUCACCUUAAAUAAUUAGAAGAAGAGUAAAAAUUGGAAGAAUAAAAUCAAUAAUCAAAAAUGAAAGAAACAUAAUAAGCAUUCUAAUAAAAUCAUAAGAAUUCUGGAGAAGAAUAAUAAUUAAACAGCAAUAAUGAUAGAAAAAUUAAAAAAAAUGAAAACACUGAAAAAAAUAUUAAAUCCAAUCAAGAAAUCCAAAACCGAAAAAUCCUGAAAAAAAUUAGCAAAAUAAGUCAAUAAUAAAAAGCCGAAACUCCUUAAAUAGUAGUCAAUGAAACUAAACUAGGAAAAUAAUUAUCUAAUCUAACUACCCAAAGAGUAAUAAUUUUAGUUCUUUCAAUUAUGAUAAGUGUUCCAGUUUUCACCCUCGAAACAUACCGUGAGCCCACUACUAGUUAUAAUAAUACAAUGCCUAAUAUAUAUACCUAAGUAAAAGACUCUUUAAUUUUAGAAAACUUUAAUAAAUAUAUCAAUUUUCAUAAAGAUACUAGAACUCCUAUACUUUAUUUAGAACUUAAAACUAUAAAAAAAAUAUAUACUGAGCCUAAUGUCAACAUUUAAGCUUUAAGAAAUGACGAUAAAUCUAUUUAUUCAAUCAAUAAUUAAAGCAAUGAUAGUAUAAUCGAAGGUUUCGUAAUAAUUGACGUCAGGGAAGAUAACUAACUAAAUGCGAUUCUUUCUAUUAUAAGAACUAUUUUCGUCUCCAUAGUUCUUUCUUCUGGAGCUAUCUUCUUCUCACGAGACGUAGACAUAUUAAUACUCGACCCAAUUGAAAGUAUGAUAAAGAAAGUGCGCCGAAUUUCGGAAAACCCUCUCGAAGCAGCCCAAAUAGAAGAAAAGGAGGCCCUAGCCCUUGAGUAGCUUCUCUAAUCAGGAAAUUAAGUAGAAAUAAAGCGCAGAAAGGAACUUGAUGGUUAUGAAACAGCCACUUUGGAAAAAUUAAUCAUUAAAAUUGGUGCCUUAUUAGCUCUAGGCUUCGGAGAAGCAGGUUCUGAAAUUAUUGCCUAGAACAUGAGUCAUGGAGGAGAUGUUGAUCCUAUGAUUCCUGGUCGAAAAAUAAUUGCUAUUUUCGGAUUUUGCGAUAUUAGAAAUUUUACGGAUGCAACUGAAGUUUUGUAAACUGGUGUAAUGCUUUUUGUCAAUGAAAUAGCAGAAAUUACACAUUCUACAGUGGAUUCUUUCGGAGGUUAAUCCAAUAAAAAUAUAGGAGAUGCUUUUCUUUUGGUUUGGAAGUUUUAAGAAAAAGACUAUUUUUUGAAUACUAAGGGAUAACUAGAGUUAAAAGAUGAGGAAAGAAUAAAAAAUUAUGCCGAUUUAUCAGUUUUGGCUUUUCUCAAAAUUAUGGGAGGUAUUACAGUUUCUAAAAAACUAAUUAAAUAUAGAAAAAAUUAAGGACUUAAAUAAAGAUUAGGGGGAAAAUAUACAGUCAAAAUGGGCUUCGGAUUACAUGUUGGAUGGGCUAUAGAAGGUGCUAUUGGUUCCAAUUAUAAAAUCGAUGCUAGUUAUUUAAGUCCAAAUGUAAAUAUGGCUUCCAGAUUAGAAGCUGCUACUAAAUAAUUCGGAACAGGAAUUCUUAUUAGUGGAGAUUUAUAAUAGAUUUUGACUGAAAAGUGUAAAAAAGAGCUUAGAUGGAUCGAUAGAGUUACUGUAAAAGGUUCCAUAAACCCUAUGGACUUAUAUACAGUAGAUGUAUCCUUAGAUAAUGUUGAAAAAAGAGUCGGUCAUAUCGACAAAUUCGAUGUAGUGUACUCAAAUCCGAUGCAAAAGAAGAAGGUAAGAGUCCUUGAAAGAAUCUAAAGAAAUAAAUUAAAAGAAGAAAUUUAAAAAGGUAUUGCUUUCCCAGCAGAUAAAUUUUAAAAUGAUCAUUAAUUAAUUGCUAUGAGGGAAUUCUUCAACGAUGAAUUUUACUCAGAAUGGAAUAUUGGAUUUUAAGCAUAUUUAAAAGGUAAAUGGGAUUUAGCGAAAAAUUCGUUCUCAAAAACUCUUAAUAUGUUAGAAUAAUAUGGAGUUAAAGAUGGGCCUUCAAACACUUUAUUGGAUGUAAUAAAAGAAAAUAAUGGAAGAGCUCCUGAUGAUUGGAAAGGUUUUAGAAUUCUUACUGAAAAAUGA